Zootoca vivipara (common lizard) is the source of this 2068-nucleotide messenger RNA. RefSeq names its product prostaglandin I2 receptor (gene PTGIR). Gene Ontology annotation, biological process: inflammatory response; positive regulation of cytosolic calcium ion concentration; adenylate cyclase-activating G protein-coupled receptor signaling pathway. Gene Ontology annotation, molecular function: prostacyclin receptor activity. NCBI's taxonomy places the organism in Eukaryota, Metazoa, Chordata, Lepidosauria, Squamata, Lacertidae. The record is from RefSeq and is a predicted model, not a curated record. Gene Ontology annotation, cellular component: plasma membrane.
ACUAGGGGCAUGAAUUAAUUGGGAAAAGAAAGCAGCAGCAGGAGGAGAAGCUGAACCCACCAUUCCCCUUCUUCCUUCUCGAAGCUCUGAGGCCUCACAUCUGAGAACAAGAAGUUCCAAAGCUUCCCGCUUUCUCCUCCUGGCUUUCCCCCUCCGAGACCUCCAGCUCCCUUCUCUGUGCCAAUGCAUGAGCCGCAAGCAAACCUGACCCCUCCGGAGGACUGCAGCGGCCUGACCCGACUGCAGAAGGAUGGCAACCCGGGAAUGAGCUCCUUCAUGUUUGCGGCAGGGGUGGUGGGCAACGUGGCCGCCCUGGCCAUCUUGGGCUUCCACCGGAAGGAGCUGCGGACCAAGAGCUCGGCCUUCUGCAUCCUGGUGACUGGCCUGGCCAUCACGGACCUGCUGGGCACCUGCGUGGUCAGCCCUGUGGUCUUUGUGGCCUAUUCGCGAAACGCCACCGUGCUGGGCCUGGUGGAUGGAGGGCACUGGCUGUGUGACCUCUUUGCCUUCUCGAUGAUGUAUUUCAGCCAAGCAGCCAUGCUCAUCCUCUGCACCAUGGCGGUGGAGCGGUGCCUAGCUAUCAGCUACCCCUAUUUCUACUCGCAGCACAACAUCCGCCGGUGGGCCAAGCUCUCUCUGCCCGCCACCUAUGCCUUCAGCGCCCUCUUCUGCAGUCUGCCCUUCCUGGGUGUUGGGCAGUACAAGCAGUACUGCCCGGGCACCUGGUGCUUUGUCCAGAUGGACGUGGAGCUGACAGGGGGCGACCGCGGCAAGGCCGCCUUCUCGCUGUCCUACGCCACGCUGAUGGCGCUGCUGAUCCUCGCCAUCUUCGUGUGCAACGGCCUGGUUAUCAUCAGCCUCUGCCAGAUGUAUCGCAAGCAGAGGGCCCGCCGGCGAGGCUCUAUCAACGUGGCCCAGCAGCGCCGGCGCAAGAGCUGGCUCGGCCAAGGCGAGGAGGAGGUGGACCACCUCAUCUUGCUGGCCCUCAUGACGGUCAUCUUCGUCAUCUGCUCUUUGCCCCUCACGAUCCGGGCUUACAUUGGGGGCAUCAACCCUGACCACAUAGAGAACGAGGACAUGAAAGCCUUCCGAUUCAGCGCCUUCAAUCCCAUCGUGGACCCGUGGCUCUUCAUCAUUUUCCGCAAAACCGUCUUCCGCAGCAUCCGGAACUUUUUCUACUCCCAGUUCUGGUGGCCCUGGUGGUCCAGGACGCAGAAAGUGUCGUCCACGCUCGGGACACAGGAUGGCAUCCCUUUCCAAGACUAUUCCGCCUGCUGAGAGCCAAAGCCACCCUACGGACGAGGCGCUUCCUGGCAGUGGGCGCAGAGGGACGGGGUGAAGACUCAGAGGAGGAGCUGAAAUGAUUCCCCACCCGCAAAGCACCUCAACAAGGAUCCAGGAACUGGUGGGGCUAGGUUGGAGCAGGUGCGGGUGGCGAAGGAGCAUUUAUUGACUGCAGGCAGGUCUUUGGAGAGGAGAGAUUCUUUCUCCCUACAGUGGCAUCCCCCAUAGGAAAGUUUCCAGGAGGACAUAGGAAGUGGCCAAUUAGUCCGUCUAGCUCAGGAAUGUCUCUACACUGAUUGGCAGCAGCUCUCCAGGGGUUCAGGCAGGAGACAAUUCCAGCCCCACCAGGAGAUUCUGCUGUGGAGUGAACCUGGGACCUUGAACAGGGGAAUGAUGACCCUUUCCAUAGGGAUGCUCUGCUUUGCGUUUCUUCAUUAGUUAAAGAGGACGGGAGAUCAGGGCGUCUGUAAUUCAACCACCAAGAGGGCAAAACAGAGGAAGAGGAUGGAGAGAGAGAGAGAGGAGAAAUGUGACUGUGUAGCAUUGGGUUACCUGCAUGUUGAGCAACCUGUGCCAGUCCCAGCUCUACCUUGUUUGCUAACAUACCAAAACAGAUAACGGAUAUUAGUUUGUCUAGUUUCACGCUUCCGGCAUCGAUUAGCACACAGGGUUCGAUUGUGAAGCUUUACUGUGAAUCUUCGAAGCUGCAGAAAUAAAAAGCGGCGAGUUUCUAUCCAGCACGCCUGCGUGGCUGUACUUUAAAAUGCACACAGACAGAGCUCAA